Molecule: messenger RNA, 768 nt
Organism: Arachis ipaensis
Lineage: Eukaryota; Viridiplantae; Streptophyta; Magnoliopsida; Fabales; Fabaceae
Source: RefSeq, a predicted model, not a curated record
UAGUGGAACCGAUAAAAUUAUUAUUUGACCAACCUCAAUUUUACACUUAGACCACACAGCAGCCAGGCAGGCAAGUGAGGGUCCCUAUAUAAAUAAAUUAAGAGACCAAUCAACUUACAAAAGGCCCACACCAAUUAUCUGAUCUUCCCCCAACAUACACAAUAUCAAAAUGGGCAAAUCGGCUCUUUGGGUCACCACAUUCACCCUCGUGUUGACGGGCUUCCUGACGGCCCGGGCUCAGGCAGAGGCAAACUUCAAGUGCAGCAGCAAUACAAACGCCACGUGUCGAGCUCUAAUAGACUACUCUAGCCAGAAUGCGACCACGCUCCGAGACAUCCAGAAGCUGUUCAACGUGAAGCACCUCCCGGACCUAUUGGGCGCAAACGCCAACACGAUCCCGGAAAACGCGUCAGGCAGUUACAGCGUGGCGCCCAAGCAGGUAGUUAGGAUUCCGUUUCCGUGCACGUGCAGUAACGGAACGGGGCUGUCGAACCACGUGCCGUUGUACAAGAUCAAGCCUGGUGAUGGCUUGGACGAAAUGGCUCUCAAAGGUAUGGCUCUGAAGAUGUUAUGUCUCAGAGAUGAAGAUUGCAAAACUAUGACUUGUACCCCUGGCCCAAAGCCCUGCAGAAAGGAAUGCUUUGCUGGACUUUGCGUUUGUAACUGCUAGAGAAGGACUAUAUGGUUUAAUAAAAAUAAAUGUUAAGAUUGUCUUAUGUAUUUUAAAAUUUAAAAUUAAAAUAUUCAAUUUUAAAAAUUUUAAAAAUU